Gongylonema pulchrum is the source of this 267-nucleotide messenger RNA. The record is from the annotation of a GenBank genome assembly. NCBI's taxonomy places the organism in Eukaryota, Metazoa, Nematoda, Chromadorea, Rhabditida, Gongylonematidae.
AUGGAUACUGUUCGCGAGACUUCGGCUUUGCAAUUUUGUACCGGUGAAUAUCGCCGCGAUGGUGUUCCGGUUGGCUACAAAAAUGCCCAGUUCCACCGAGUUAUAAAGGAUUUCAUGAUCCAAGGAGGCGAUUUCGUUAAUGGUGAUGGCACUGGUAUGACAAGUAUAUAUGGAUCAAAAUUCAGGGACGAGAAUUUCGAUUUGGAGCAUUCUGGGCCGGGAGUCUUAUCAAUGGCAAUUUCAUUUCUUAGUUUUUUUUUAUCUUGA